AGGAGAGGCGUGGUCUGCGGGGGCGGGACGGAGAGACCAGAGUGCGACCCCAGGGACUGGUGCGUCGGCGGUGGACGCCGAUCUCGCAGGCCCAUCCGAGGCCCAUUCGAGGCAGCGUCGCGGCCCAGGCAGGAUUAUUUGAGAUAAGGUUGUACCCAUUUUCAGUGAGGAUCAGUGAUCAAAAUUGUUGUUUUAAAAAAAUGAUAUCUCCAAGUUAAACAUGAACAGAAAAUACUGGGGUCACUUCCGUGAUGACAAGAUGAAGUAUUGAGCAUUUCACAGUUAGCUUGUAAUGGAACCUUUCUAAGCUUCUUCGCCUGUCAUGCACCCAACUGGGAAUAUGGAUGUUGGUUUCACUCGUUCUGCUGUACAGACACUGUCACGAAGCCACUGUAAAAACAUCAAACAAAAGAUCUCCCAGUGGGAAGGAAGGACUAAUGGCAUCUCUAACCCAGCUAAGUGGCACCCAAAGGACUUUGGAGUGAGAUAUAAUAAUUGUCACCAAGAGGCUUUUCCUAAUAAAAAUCCCACUAGUCAGGAAAAGAGCAAAUCACUGGAUGUAACCAGUUCUCAGAAUGGAGGUUCAUGUAGGAACACAGAUGCCAAAAGCCGUGAUCAAAGUGAGGAUGAAAGUGAAAAGCAUGAGAGUAAAGAUCCCUGCCCAUUCAAACAUGAGUCAGAAUCCAGCUGGGUGUGCUCUCGGGUCAAACAGAUCGAAAGCUGGAAAGAAGUUGCUUUAGAUCCAGAGACUUCAUUACCUCCAGGAAACUUCUAUACCUCACAGAUACUGUGGGAAAAAAUAGAAGCCCUUAACCCAGAUAAAGUCUUAAAUUUGACUUUAGAACAUUAUGAUUCUACAGACAAAGAACCAAAUUUCAGAGUUCUGGAUAGUGCUUAUGGAAUAACCAAGAGCUUAGAAAAUAUUUAUUGUGAACCGGAGGGCCAAGAAUGUGGACCUUCUAUAAAUCCUUUGCCAAAACCCCGUAGGACUUUCAGGUAUUUAUCUGAAUCUGGUGGUGUACCACAUAAAGAAAGAAACUGUGACAAAAUGAACUGUGAAAUUAAAUCUUGUGUGGAGUCUUCCUUGGCCUCUUCUCAGGAUCCUGAACCAAAGAAAUAUGGUGGAAAAAUCAGAGGGAGAUCUAAAAGGAAAUCCUUUGAAUUUGAGGAUAUUCAGCACUUUAGAAAUCGGAACGCACAGAAGAUUCAUGAAGAACUUGGAAGAAAUUCUGGUUCAGCACUUUAUUACACACAGUCUGAGGACAAUAUCUAUGAAGAUAUCAUAUAUCCCACCAAAGAAAAUCCCUAUGAAGAUAUUCCCAUGCAGCCUUUCCCCAUGUGGAGAUCCCCUUCAGCGUGGAAGCUACCACCUGCUAAAAGUGCCUUCAGAGCUCCCAAGCUUCCUCCCAAACCUCAGUUCCUUCAGCGGAAGACUAUGGAACUGAAGAACCCUCAAGCUUAUUUACGAUCAAAGCUCUCGAAGGACACCACUUUGCCGGUUACUUUAACUGAAUGGAAACUUUUCCGAGCCGGAGAAGUUGCUAACAGGAAAAAGGGAAAUCUUCCAAGGCUUGUUUUGAAAAUAAAUGAUAUAUUUGAAUCUAAGAGAGGGAAGAAGCGGGUAAAGUUACAUCCUUAUACUGGAAAGGACGUACCCCCCUCAAAAGGCGAAACCAGUGGGAACGAGAGUGAUGCCGAGUAUCUGCCAAAGAAUCGCCACAAGCGCUUAGCACAGGUGCAGCAGUCUUCCAAGAGGAAUCCUCACUACCAGACCUUGGAGCGAGAUCUUAUUGAACUGCAGGAGCAGCAGCUCUUUGAACUCUUUGUGGUGGUGUCUCUACAGAAGAAGCCAUCAGGAAUAAGCUACAUUCCCCAAGUCAUACAGCAGUUCCCAAGCAAGGGUGAUCAUGGCUAUAAGCAAUCCAAAGACACUGAAGAGAGGCUCAAAGUGAUCCCCAAAUUUUGUUUUCCUGAUUCAAAGGACUGGGUGCCAACCUCAGAACUCAAAAGUGAAACAUUCUCCUUUGUGUUGACUGGUGAAGAUGGAAGUCGAUGGUUUGGUUACUGUAAGAAGCUUUUGCCUGAAGGCAAGGGAAAGCGACUCCCUGAGGUCUACUGCAUGGUCAGCCGCUUGGGCUGCUUCAAUCUUUUCUCAAAGAUUCUGGAUGAAGUAGAGAAGAGAAGAGAGAUGUCUCCAGCUCUUGUUUACCCAUUCAUGCGAAGUGUCAUGGAAGCCCCUUUCCCAGCUCCUGGACGCACUAUCACAGUUAAGAGCUACCUCCCUGGGGCUGGAGAUGGGUCAAUUGAACUCUGCCGACCACUUGAUUCACGACUGGAACACGUGGAUUUUGAAUGUCUUUUCAAGUGCCUGAGUGUGUGUCAUCUUAUCCGGGUCUGUGCUUCUCUACUUUUGGAGCGGAGGAUAAUCUUUGUUGCCAACAGCCUAAGCACCCUGUCAAAAUGUGGCCAUGCUGUGGUAGCUACCUUGUAUCCAUUCACCUGGCAACAUACCUACAUCCCAGUCCUGCCAGCAUCCAUGAUUGACAUUGUGUGCUCACCUACUCCAUUCCUUAUUGGAAUCCUGUCCUGUUCCUUGCCACAGCUCCAGGAUCUACCCAUUGAAGAGGUGCUGAUAGUCGAUCUCUGUGCAGACAAGUUCUUACAGGAGGUAUCUGAUGAGGAUGAAAUUCUACCACCUAAACUUCAAGCUGCCUUGAUGCUGAUUUUAGAAGAGCGAAAUGAAGUCUUGGCUCAGGAACAGAAUUUUUCACAAGAUGUGACACUCAAUUCUCUGGUGUCUGAAGCAUUUGUAAGGUUUUUUGUGGAGCUCGUGGGACACUAUUCUUUGAAUAUGACUGUCACAGAACGCGGGGAGCGUGUAUUCCAGAGGGAGCCAUUCCGGAAGUCCCAUACCUCCCGAAGUGUACGCCACUUCCUUGAUCUGUUCAUGGAGACUCAGAUGUUUGCAGGGUUUGUCCAAGACCGGGAACUCAGGAAAAGUGGAGUUAAAGGUUUGUUUGAGGUCCGGGCUCUCCAAUAUUUGGAAACUAUUCCUGAGUCAGAGCCCAGUGGGGUGAAUAGAAUUUUACGGAGUCUUGGAAACAAAAUGAAAUUUCUGCAUAAGAAAUGAAGUUGUCUCCAUCCUAAAUAUAACUGAAAGUGCCAAAGACAGUAUUCUCCAAGGAACAGAUGUCUUGAAAUAUUCUACUGAAUCCUUGAAACUGUAGGUUAAGGAGAAAGGCUGUCAGAGGAGGAUUCUCCUAUUGCUGCAGACUUAUAGGAAGUAGUCUAGAAUGGAUGCUGUCUUUAUUCUGCCUCCAGUUUGUUUUUUAUAGUGGUGUUCUCUGGUUAAUGGGCUCAUUCUCCGUGUUUUGGGCUUAGUCUGUGAAGGCAGUUUUCUUUUAUAAAGGAAAAGACUUGGAAAUACUUGAUGUUGGACAAAGAAUAAUGAGAGAAAUGCUGAGCUGUAGGUACUAGAGAGGCAGGACAGCCUUACGUACAGUUCUUAUCACUAAAGUAUCAGGCUGCUUUAAACACAUAUGCUGUUUGAACUUUCAAAACUCCAGUAUAUUCACCAUAGGUGUCCUUUUAUUUUUUUCCUUUGUAUAAUGUCCUUUCUGAGAAUUUCCUAUAUUAAUUAGUACUUAUAAAAGCAGACAUCUUGUUCCACCACCACGUAUAUAGAGCUUGAAUGGCUUGUUCCUCACACACCAGUGUUUCGCCUCAUGAAAUACAGCCAAUAUGAAAGUGUCCCUGUUUGGUUUUUUUGGUGUCCAACACGGGCCACACUGUAGUACAUGUAUGUUAUGUCAUCUUAUUCGAGAUAAAUCAGCUUCAUGGGAUAUUUCCACCUUCAUUUUACACUUCACAAGGAACUGGAAUUCAGAGAGGCUAAAUAAUUGGGCCAGCUAUAAGACAAAGAUAGAACUAAGCCAAGACUGAUUUAUGAACAAAGAAAGCUGGCUAGUCCUAGAGAUGGAAAUAAGCUAUUUAGCAUUAUAGCAAUUUUUAAAGUUCUCCAGUAAGUACGCUAGAGCCACCACUUGUCUCUGAGGAAGAGACUUGAAGCUAUAGGUGCUUAGUUGAGGCACUGGGGUUUUUAUUUUGUUUCUGUUGCUAGAGAUGGAACCCAGGUCCUUAUGUUUGUUCUACCAUUGAUACUUUGAAAUUGCUGAGAGUUUUUGUUCUAAUUAGGCUCAGAAUUUGAUUAUUUCCUAAGCCUAUUCCACUUAACAGAUAUGUAAAAUCUAAAAUAGGAGUUAUGACUGAAAAAAUGAACUUGUCAGUAAUGGUGCGGUUUUCAUUGACAAAUGUAGCAAAUGUCAGCUAUUUUCUUCAACUUUUGCUCAUGGCUUUACCUGGCAUGGAAAAUAUUUAUUCAGACUUACAAAAUUGUUAAUUGUAUUGUGAUACAACUUACUGACCUGUACAGUAUUGUCAUAAGCCAUUCAAGUGUGUUUGAAUGAAUCUCAAGCAGACACCACUUAAGAAUGGUGCUAUGUAACAUAGUUCCUAGAUGUGGGUCCAGGGAAAAGAACUGAGCCUGUGUCUUUUAAAAUAUUGAUGCAACUUACCCCAGUGGGGCUCCCACAAGACAUCUCCCCAUUUGGUCUCUACUUAUACUCCAGACCUGAGGGAACAAUUAAUAAUUGGUUGGUUGGGGGAGGGUGAGAGAAUUUACUGUAGUUGAUCCUGGCGUUCCUCUCCAGGGAGAUUUUGCUUUGGGGACGAGAGUCUUGCCUUAUUCCUACAAUCUGAAGCUGCUUCCUUUUCUUGUAUUUUGGUUUUGUAAAUUAUUGUGAAUUCUGGAUAUGUUUGUAAAAGAAUUGUUCAAGAUUUCUAUAAAAUGUUUACAGAUCUUUUAAUGAAUAAAGACAUUUGAAAAUUUGA
This is a messenger RNA of Nannospalax galili (Upper Galilee mountains blind mole rat), 4890 nucleotides long. RefSeq names its product DENN domain containing 2C (gene Dennd2c). The record is from RefSeq and is a predicted model, not a curated record. Lineage: Eukaryota; Metazoa; Chordata; Mammalia; Rodentia; Spalacidae. Bases 323 to 3130 code for a protein of 935 amino acids. The transcript has 19 exons.